Messenger RNA from Fusarium redolens, 769 nucleotides. RefSeq lists its product as uncharacterized. The transcript has a single exon. The coding region runs from base 401 to 604 and encodes 67 amino acids. Lineage: Eukaryota; Fungi; Ascomycota; Sordariomycetes; Hypocreales; Nectriaceae. The record is from RefSeq and is a predicted model, not a curated record.
GUUCUCUCGAGACUUGGACCAAGUUCGGAAGAAUAGCUGCCCGAAAAAGAUCAUUCCGCUCUGCGAAGGAUCGCAAUGGGAAGCAAUUACAGGACCAUCGUUUGGUGAUGGAGGUUGUUAGCAGGGGACAGUCCACAAGAAUGGUGGCGGAGGCUAGACUCUGGGGCUGGAGCUUCAACUCCAUCUUAAACACUCUGUUGAACGAGCUCGAACUCAGGCUUGAGAAUACCUUGAUCUAAUGCGAUAUGUGUGAGUCAAAAACAUAAAGUUUCAGAUGUAACGGUUUCCGGUCCCACAACCACAGAACCGGCGUGGUAAAAAUUUGGGUGCCCUGGAAUCAUCCAGGCUCCGGGAUAGAGUGCAAGAAUCUUGACCGUUGAAAAGUUUGUUCCUGGAUGGAAUGAGGCGCGAGGAAAGAGUAAACUUUCCAGGCUCGGAAACAUAUUCGUCGUUACAAUUGCAAGGGCACACAAGCUUGCAUGUUGACACACAUUCACAUUCGCAUUCAAAUCUGCUCUACCACCCAAGUCACAUGGCUAGCUUCAUGUCCAGGAACACAAGAGUGUUACGUUUGACAACAGCAUGCAGGGGAAUAAUACGUUGAACAAGAGAUCAAAUGAUACUCGGCAUGUCCACGUCGUUGAUGACAGCAAUGCCAACAACUCAUAUCUUAACGUAUGGCAAUGUCGACGUUGAAAACAUGAGGCGAGGACCCCAUACAGUGCACCAUAGGAGAAUAAAGAAAUACCGAUCCAUGCUGGUCGUUUAU